This is a messenger RNA of Cyanidioschyzon merolae strain 10D, 873 nucleotides long. RefSeq names its product zinc-finger protein. Gene Ontology annotation, molecular function: protein binding. The transcript has a single exon. The record is from RefSeq and is a predicted model, not a curated record. Gene Ontology annotation, biological process: regulation of flower development. Bases 1 to 873 code for a protein of 290 amino acids. NCBI's taxonomy places the organism in Eukaryota, Rhodophyta, Bangiophyceae, Cyanidiales, Cyanidiaceae.
AUGUGGAUAACGCCUACGGGGUUCGACGACUUCCUCACACCACGUGUUGACACCGGAAACUUUGACUGGGCGGACCUGGAGUCGCUUUUUUUGCCCGGAGACAACCAGGGCACCGCUGGGCCUGUGUUGCAUGAGUCCAGUGGACCCGGAGCCAACCAGAAACCCUCACAAGGACUAACUUCUCAGAGUCAUGCACUGGAACGCGCAGCUGCGCGUCCGACAGCCGGUAGCUACGCGAGCCUCGUCAGCGUCGAGGGAUCUCCGCGCUCGCAGGUACGUGCCGACGACGCGCAACCUGAAGGAAGUGGAAUGGACCGCAGGGGCUUCUCGCCGCUCAGUCUCGAGCAAGUGCCUUGGCUAGCGCCAACUUCGCCGUUGCUUGACGAGCUCGUGAGCUCCGCUGUAGCCGGCGUCGUUGAAGGGGACCGUUCGUUCAGUUCGGCGCCUUUAGAUUCAGGUGCCUCGGACGGCGAGUCACGUCGAAGUUACACGGCUGCAUCGAUCUCAUGUUUUUCGGCUGAGAACGGUCGACCAUGUCACGGCAGCGGAGACGUUGCGGACGGCAGCGAGCAGGCUCGGUCCUUGGUACCCAGAGUGGACAGCAGUAGUCGUGUGGGCGGCCCAUGGACUGCUCGAGAACAUCGUUACCGAGCGUACAUCCGGUAUCGUGAGAAGAAACGGCAACGGAAAUGUUGGAAAACUGUUCGCUACGUUUGCCGCAAAGAGCUAGCAGAGGCUCGACCGCGUUACAAGGGCCGUUUCGUACGCAAGAGCGAGCUUGCGUCCUGUGAGCGAGAGCGGACCGCCGAAGCCGCCACCUGCGACGGAAAACCUGUAUCGGUAGAGGGCAUCGUACCGACUGAUCAUAGCUAA